Echinococcus granulosus is the source of this 3042-nucleotide messenger RNA. RefSeq names its product Glyceraldehyde-3-phosphate dehydrogenase. The transcript has 18 exons. Gene Ontology annotation, molecular function: oxidoreductase activity, acting on the aldehyde or oxo group of donors, NAD or NADP as acceptor. The coding region runs from base 1 to 3042 and encodes 1013 amino acids. NCBI's taxonomy places the organism in Eukaryota, Metazoa, Platyhelminthes, Cestoda, Cyclophyllidea, Taeniidae. The record is from RefSeq and is a predicted model, not a curated record.
AUGGAUUUUGUUAAACGGCUCCAGAUCUACGGCCUUGAUUCCGGCAUUCCAUAUCAGUUUCCCGUUGCGGACUUAAUGGGCUCAAAACCUGAUUUAAUUGCUGGAGUUGGUGAUCCUCUAAUAUAUAGAACUAUUUGCACCAAGAAGAGUUCAACCUUACCGUUUUUUGUCAGGCAGUUGGAAAAUGCUAUUAGUGAGGCAGAGAAAUCAGUCUCAUUCAAAACAAACCUUCUCAAAUGGGCGAUUAAAGCGGACAAUUUGACGAUGGCCUUGAGUCAAGCUCAAUUUAUUAUUUUAAAAUCGAGUGAGAUUGAAAUGCUAAAGAAUGUUCAUCAGCGCAUUACCAACUGGGAGGAAAAUUCAAAAGGCGUUUCACAACGACAGUGUGAGGAUGGAGUUAUCACUUUGUUAAAGAGGGGUCUUCAUUUAAUUGAAGAUGUACCGUCUAGUGCCUUGUAUGCUGAAUUCAAGCAACUUGCAGAGUGCUUGGGCGAUGACGCAGAUGAGUCGUUCGAUAUUUUUCAAUUGAAGACGAUUGGUAAGGAUGAGAAAAUGUGCCUUAUUAGAAAGUUCAUUAUGGAGAUGUGCAUGGAAACGCCACUCCCCGAAGGAAUGCAACAAAUAGCUUUCGGUGAAAGUAGUGCUCGGAGUUCCAGUGGGGCACGUACAGUUGGCAAAUCACCCGACGUUGGUGACUACUCUUCUCUUCCAUCCAAAUAUCAGGAUUCUGCAUUUUCUAACAAAGACAUGAACGAGGUGUCCCCAUCGGGUGAAAAUUUAAUCAUACAGAAGGAGGUACCAGUGGUGCCUGAAGUUCCUUUAACACAGCUGGUAUCGAACGAAAUCCCCGAUUCGAAUGAAAGACCGCAGUUAGUGGCUUCCACCGCUAAAACUACAUCAUAUUAUUCAUCACAGUUCCAAUCUCUCUGGUUUCGCAACGACACCUCAAAGACGCUUUUACUAGAAAAGGUUAGUCUAACACCUGCCACGAAAUCAAACGCCAGAGCGCGAAAGAAUGAUAGUUUGAGUGCAGGCCGCAGAUCUUUUGACCAGUUGGACAAGAAGUCAGUCACGGUUGAGCCGAAUGCACCUCCCGGCGAAGAACGCGAUAAUUUGAGGAUUGCUGCAACCUCUGUGGAAGGGUUUCGAGGGAACUUUGCUCGAGGCAAUAAUGAUCUUCGCAGUUCAACUGGAGGACAUCACUAUAAUGAAUUUCAACAGGGACUGUUGACUAGUCCUCAUGUACCCUUAGAUAGCGAAGAAAUUAUAACCAAAGAGGAAACAAGAGUUGAAUCUGAGGGGAACCACGUGUCAUCCAGUUCUUCAAGUGACCGGGAAAAGGCCCCCUACCCAUGGACCACCGAUAGUAACGGGGAAUCGGCGUUUCGAGGCUCAGCGCCCAUAAUACCGUGGUACCAGCAGCGCCUUAAUCAGGGCAACCUCUGGUGUCAGCGCAGUUCGGAGGCCGAGGAGCCUGGCAGGACCUCAGUGGGUGGAAGUCUCUCGCGCAGUAAUACCAAUCGCCAAAGCCUGCGCAGCUUUCUCUUCAAUGGAAACGCAGAACAAAACGUCGGAAGCAAAAAGACGAAAGAGGAAGUGGCGCCGGUCACACCGUUGAUGGUGCCUCCGUCCGGAGACGAGCGAUCCAUUUCGCGCAACAGUUCGCUGAGCAGCAUUUCGCCUUUCCGCCCUUACGACGAUAAUGUCUUCAACGGAACCCCGCGCUCUCAUUCACCUGCGGCCAAACUGCAUCGUAGCCGCUCGACCAGCGAGACCUCUGAUGUGGCCGUCAUAGGCGUCAGGGAGCGAGUCAUCGAGCUCCAGCAUCGAAGCGCUACUGCUUCUCCCUCGGCAGCUACAAAACAGCACUUCCCUCCACUCAGUCUCAUUCCACAACUGCGUCAACGGAAGUCUGAGCUCACAGUUGACUGGCUGGAGCGCUUAGAGGGCCAGUUGAAGCAGUACAUGGAGUCCUCCUGCCACGAGUAUAAUGUCAUUCUUCGCUGGAUCUUAUCCUGUGGUUCGAGACAAGAGGAUAGCUAUGCGGCAACCUCCCUGCAGACGUCAGUUGAGGAUCUUAAGCAUCUGAGUGGUGGUCGGGCGAGAAAAGUUGUCGUUGUGGGAGACACGGUGGAUAUCCCGAUCAUAUUUUAUCCAAUUAGUUACCGGAAAUACCAGAGAGGCUGCAGCAUUAUUUCCGCAGGGAGUGCCGAUGCCUUGGCAUUUGCCACAUUAUUAUACCUACUCGAAAAAGAAUUUGGGAUAAUUGAAGGAAUGGCUACUCUAGUGACUGGAUAUUCAUCUAAUCAACGCAUUGUCGACGGACCAAAUAGUAAUGAAUGGCGUUUAGGCCGGGGAGCAGCGCAAUCAAUUAUUCCCUACAAUUUAAAUAGGGUUCUUCAUACGAUUUCGCAGUCGAUGCCCGAUAUGGCUGAAAAGAUCUCGAUUACUGGUUGCUCUGUGCCGGUAGACUCAGGCAGUGCCAUCGACUUUACCUGCCGCCUUUCUCGCCCUGUUGCGAGCGUCAGCGAACUGGCGGAUAUCCUUAGAGAGAGUAACACUCUCAAGACCCUCGAGGUCAUUCAUACGAAGUGUCAACCUGGGUGGCUGCUCUCACAGUGGUGCCCCGAAAUUCCUGAACUAAAUAAAUCUGACCUUCCUGAGGUAGACUGCACAGCGGACCCCAACACGAUCAAGCGUUUUAAUGCGCAGAAAAUCCUUGAUUCAACAGCGGAGGAGGAGGUUUGCCUUGAGGCAAAAAGAGAGACGAAGAUCAGUAGACUCACUGCGCCGGAACCGUUACCACAGAAAUCCGUAGGGCUGGCCUCAGGAGUCGUGCAUUUUUGGCAGAACGAGGAUAACCGUUGUGUGGGAAGAGACAUUCUGUCCUCAGACUGUAUGAUGACAUUAGACGUGCACUCUUGCUUGUUGAUUCCGGAUGGUUCUCUCAUAAAACUGAUUGCAUGGUACGAUCGUGAUAUGUCUUUCUGCAAACGGAUUCUGGACCUACUCGUUUACAUGCGUCACGUGGACCAUAGUUAA